AUGUAUUACAUCCAAAACUGGGACCAAAUCUUCGACGGGCUCGAUAAGUCCAACAUCACAGCCGACGACUUCAAAGCCGCUGAAGUUGAAGUGUCAACGAACCUAGACGACGUCCACGGGCCUAUUAUCGCCUCAAAUGAUACACUCGAAACCGUCAAAAAAGACCAAAAGAAUUACCUAACCUUCAACCUCCCACCCUUCAAAACCCUCCGUUCUCUAACCUUCAUCCUCCGCUCCCGAGGUUCCCGCUGGUCCCCCACCUUCGACGACUGGGGUACCUUCAAAGGCACUUGGUCCUGGCUAGACGUCGAACUCUGGCGACCAACGCGAGGUCCCAAACCCACAGGACGAGAUGUCCAUCUCGCCGGGAACGGAUGGGAGCUCGAUCCCAAAAAGAUGAUUAUAAAAAACAAAAAGUAUAUGGUAGGAACGUGGUUAUUACAGAGGAAUAGGCACGUUAUGAAAACAUGGGAGGAUUAUACAGUGACUUGGGAUGUUAAUGAAUUUGAAUUGGAUGAUAAGGUUGCUGCCAAGUGGGAGGAGGGGUUUUCGGAGAAAGGGAAUAACGAUCCCGAGGUCGCGAAGAAGGAGAAGUGGCAUAAAGGUGGCUGGAGUCCGAAUGGACAGUUUGUGAGAAAUUUGAAGCCUGGUGAUGAAUUGAGGAUUAUGAUGAAGGCUAGUACUAGAGAACCCGGUUGGAAAUGCGAGGUGAUGAAGUGUGAUGUGAGAGCAAUAUGGACCUGA
Messenger RNA from Orbilia oligospora ATCC 24927, 744 nucleotides. RefSeq lists its product as uncharacterized. NCBI's taxonomy places the organism in Eukaryota, Fungi, Ascomycota, Orbiliomycetes, Orbiliales, Orbiliaceae. The transcript is spliced from 2 exons. The record is from RefSeq and is a predicted model, not a curated record. The coding region runs from base 1 to 744 and encodes 247 amino acids.